Molecule: messenger RNA, 1896 nt
Organism: Saccharomyces paradoxus
Lineage: Eukaryota; Fungi; Ascomycota; Saccharomycetes; Saccharomycetales; Saccharomycetaceae
Gene: CIR2
Product: electron-transferring-flavoprotein dehydrogenase
Exons: 1
Coding region: 1-1896 (631 amino acids)
Biological process (GO): electron transport chain
Cellular component (GO): mitochondrial inner membrane
Molecular function (GO): electron-transferring-flavoprotein dehydrogenase activity; iron-sulfur cluster binding
Source: RefSeq, a predicted model, not a curated record
AUGAUUAAGUUCACUAAUAGGAACUUAAUUAGUGGCUUGCGAACGGCGACUCUCGCAAAGUCACGUCAUUUGACUGUAAAGACAGCCAUGACGAGAAAGUUUAGUUUGUCGUGCAGGGCCCAAAACAAAACAACUCUUACCGAAGAAGAGAAAGAGUUACUAAUUGAACCAAGGGCGCGCGACUAUGUGGAUGUUUGUAUUGUUGGAGGAGGACCUGCGGGAUUGGCAACAGCAAUCAAACUGAAACAAUUAGACAAUUCGUCAGGAACAGGUCAGCUACGGGUUGUUGUUCUUGAAAAAUCCAGUGUACUGGGUGGACAAACUGUUUCCGGUGCCAUAUUAGAACCAGGUGUGUGGAACGAAUUAUUCCCUGACGAAAAUUUCGGUACUGGCAUUCCGUUGCCAAAGGAGUUAGCUACGCUGGUGACUAAAGAGCAUUUGAAAUUUUUAAAGGGGAACUGGGCCAUAAGCGUUCCAGAACCAUCCCAGAUGGUCAAUAAAGGACGUAACUACAUUGUCUCUUUGAACCAAGUCGUCGGAUAUUUGGGAGAAAAGGCAGAGGAAGUAGGGGUUGAAGUCUACCCUGGAAUAGCUGUCUCGGAUCUCAUAUAUGAUAAAAAUAAUGCCGUGAAGGGCGUAAUCACUAAAGAUGCUGGUAUUUCAAAAUCUGGCAAGCCUAAGGAAACCUUCGAACGUGGGAUGGAAUUUUGGGCGAGACAAACUGUGUUAGCAGAAGGCUGUCAUGGUUCCUUAACGAAACAAGCCUUAAAAAAAUAUGACUUAAGGAAAGGCAGACAGCACCAAACUUAUGGAUUAGGUAUUAAGGAAGUUUGGGAAGUCAAGCCGGAAAAUUUCAACAAGGGGUUUGCAGCUCAUACUAUGGGGUACCCGUUAACAAAUGACGUUUAUGGUGGUGGUUUCCAGUAUCAUUUCGGUGAUGGACUGGUCACUGUAGGCCUUGUCGUGGGGUUAGAUUACAAGAAUCCUUACGUUUCACCAUAUAAAGAGUUUCAAAAGAUGAAGCAUCAUCCAUACUACUCCAAAGUUUUAGAAGGCGGUAAGUGUAUUGCAUAUGCUGCAAGAGCUUUGAAUGAAGGUGGACUGCAAUCUGUACCAAAGUUAAACUUCCCUGGUGGUGUUUUGGUAGGGGCUAGUGCAGGUUUCAUGAAUGUUCCAAAGAUCAAGGGAACCCAUACUGCAAUGAAGAGUGGUUUACUUGCUGCAGAAAGUAUCUUCGAGUCCAUCAAAGAAUUACCUGUUUUAGAAGAAAUUGAAGACGAAGAUAUCAAAACGGAUAUCUUUGCUAAAGAGGAGACUAUUAACUUGGAAUCAUAUGAAAGUGCAUUUAAAAAAUCAUCUAUAUAUAAAGAAUUAUAUGAAGUGCGUAAUAUUAGACCGUCCUUCAGCGGGAGACUUGGUGGAUAUGGUGGUAUGAUUUACUCCGGCAUUGAUUCUUUGAUAUUGAAGGGAAAAGUUCCUUGGACACUAAAAUUUGAUGAAAAAAAUGACGGUGAAAUUUUGGAACCUGCUGCCGAGUACAAACCGAUAGAAUAUCCUAAGCCUGAUGGUAUAAUAUCAUUUGAUAUAUUGACCUCCGUGUCCAGAACCGGAACGUACCAUGGUGAUGAUGAACCAUGCCACUUGAGGGUUCCGGGACAAGACAUGGUAAAGUACGCCGAGAGAAGCUUUCCCGUUUGGAAAGGUGUUGAAUCUAGGUUUUGCCCAGCAGGUGUUUACGAGUUUGUCAACGAUGAAAAAUCUUCUGUGGGUACGAGGCUUCAAAUCAACUCACAAAAUUGUAUCCAUUGUAAGACUUGUGAUAUUAAGGCACCAAGACAAGAUAUUACUUGGGAAGUACCCGAAGGUGGAGACGGACCAAAAUACACACUGACUUAA